Messenger RNA from Aplysia californica (California sea hare), 3581 nucleotides. Its product is annotated as putative zinc finger protein 286B. The record is from RefSeq and is a predicted model, not a curated record. Bases 177 to 2909 code for a protein of 910 amino acids. The transcript is spliced from 2 exons. Gene Ontology annotation, molecular function: RNA polymerase II cis-regulatory region sequence-specific DNA binding; DNA-binding transcription factor activity, RNA polymerase II-specific. Gene Ontology annotation, biological process: regulation of transcription by RNA polymerase II. NCBI's taxonomy places the organism in Eukaryota, Metazoa, Mollusca, Gastropoda, Aplysiida, Aplysiidae.
CAAAGAUGGCGUCCUUCCUGGUUUCCUGGCUGACCGACUCGACUGUAAACAAAUAAAAGUACUUGAACAUUUCUUUCCAUUUGUGGAUUUUUUUCUGCAUCAAACCAAUGGACAAGUUCUGAGCUUUAUUUUUUAGCGGUAAAUCAUCUAACCUUCAGUUUAGUCUUUGAGACACCAUGGAGUUCAUGGUACCUUUACCGUCUGAUUUCGAAGAGUCUGCAAAACUAACUCUUGGAAAUUGGCACAGCCUGAACCAAAGGUUUAACAGUUACGACAAGCUGCUUCCUAAAGGGCCUGGGAAGGGUCGUCAAAGAAAAAAGUCACUUUUGUCUUACCUCGGAGGCAAGCAGGUCGUAGAGAUGGUCAAGUCCCUUGCCACUUAUAGUGAUGACCAAGAUGUGGCUGCCAAUAUCCUCCUGGAAAAAAUCAGCAGUGCUUGUUUACCCAAGUUCAUUCUGCUGUACGAGAGAUAUAAGUUCUUCUCCAUAUCUCAGAAGAAAGGAGAAUGUAUUUGCAGUUUCCUAGCAGACUUGAUUCGAGUUUUUGAAUUCUGUGAGCUGAAGACUCUACAGCUGAGAGAUCGAAUCAUCGGAGGAAUUGCUAAUGAAUCUCUGAGCAUUUUGCUGAAGACAAAGUUCCCUGAUCUCAAAGAUGUGUUUGAUGUUUGUCAGAAAAAGGGUGUUUGUCAAGAUGGCAGCUGUGAAGUAAACUUUGGAUGUGUGAAAAAAAAAGUGUCAGAGCGGCUUGAUGCACAAGGUGAAGAAGGAGAAUUAGAAGACUCAAUUGAGGAAGAUUCAUCAUUUCUCAGUUCAGAAUUACAAAAUGGUGAAACAAAAACUGAGGCAGUUACAAAUCCAGAUGCAGUUAAAACAGAAGAGGAUGAGACUCAAAAGCUGCCAAAGAGGAAAGAGCGAUUGAGGAAGAGACCCCAAGUUAAGGCAAAGCUAGGUGUUUCAAAGUGUUCUGCAGAUCAGGUGAGCCCUGUGAAACGAAAGUAUCCUCGAAGAGGAGGAAAAGCUUCAGACAGUAAACAAGCAGCUAUGAAUCCCUCUGUUGUUUUAGAGAGAACAUUAUCCCAAAAGGCAAAGAAGAAUUCCUUUUUCCAAUGCCACAUCUGCACAACUCUGUGUAUGGAUGAAACUGAUCUCGCCUCCCAUUUUAAGUCUGUUCACAGCCUGAAUGUGUUGUCUGUCACAAUUUCAGAAAAUUCCUCCCAAGCGUCUAAUGGACAUAAACUAAAAUUAUCAGAACCAGUCAAUUCUGUUAAGGAAAACGGAAGUGCAGACUUGUUGAGUCAUCCUCGGAAAGACGACAAAGAAGAAGAAGGUACCCAUAAGGUGAUUUCUGAUGAAGAAGAUGAUUCUGGUGAUACUCUCAAUGAUACUGGGGUUGAGGAGAGCCAAUCUACAACAGAAAGAGAAGUCGUGAGUGCUGAAGAAGUGAGGAAGAAACAGCUCCAGUCCAAAGCAGCACUUCUACUGAAGGCUCAGAAGCUUGGAAUGAAGCUCCCUAUCAAGAAGAACAAGGAAAAAAAAUACAAUUAUGAAUGUGCAAUCUGUGCCAAACCAUUCCGUUGGCCAUGUGUACUGAAGCAACAUUUCCUUCAAAAGCAUCCCGAAGAAACCAUGCCGGACGAUUUAGGAGGAGUGUGUACCUUCUGUGGAAAAGUGUUCAAGUCUUCAGGUACCCUUCAUAAGCACGAGUCAAUGCACACCAGGCAGAGGUACCCUUGUGAACUUUGUGGGGCUAUUCUGGUCAGUAAGAAGAAAUAUGAUUACCACAAAGAGGUACGACAUGGGCCAAAGGCUAGAGACAAACCAUUUGUAUGUGAAGUGUGCGGGAAAGCUUAUCGUUUCCGGUGCAAUCUUCGUGACCACAAAAGCAAACACAGUUCAGUGAAACCAUAUCAGUGUGACAAGUGUGAUCUGAGCUUCAAGAAGGAGAAGACGUUUAACCUUCAUCUCAAAGUGCAUGCUGGGGAGGCUCCUUACAAGUGCGAUACUUGUGGCGAAUGCUUUAUCAGUAAAAAACCCUACGAGAACCAUGUGAGGAAGCACAGUGGGGAGAAGCCUUUCAUCUGUCCUACGUGUUCGUCAAGGUUCAGAACAAAACCUGCACUCGCUGCACACAUGAAAAUCCACGAUGCUAACCGGCCACGCCCCUUCAAGUGCACAGCGUGUGGUUAUAGCUGUACGAAGCGCUGCAAUCUCAUCAAACAUAAUCUCAAGCAUACAGGACAGAAGCCGCACAAAUGCCCAAUCUGUGAUGCAGGCUUCACCACCACGUAUGGAAAGAACAAACACUUACGCCGAACUCAUGGCAUACAAGACCCUCAGGCUGCCCUUUCUGGAGAUCUGAGCAAGCUGCCGGUUACUGCGGCUGCUGCCACUAGGAAAGUUGCUGGCAAUAGCAUGAAGGCUCCUGGUCCAUCUCUUCUUCCACCGCACUCUGUUCCUCCACCGUCGCUUCCUCCUCCUCCUCCUCCUCCUGCACCACCUCCUCCCCCUCCGCAGUCGUCCCAACCACCAUUGCAAUUCCAGCCAAAUGGACCACUGACUUUAAUGGAGGAUCAUAAGGUACUUACAACUCUGCCAAUGUCUGUUGCCAUGCCUGUUGGGCCUCUUGUGUUUGAUGCUCUCGACAGUCAGCAAAGUGAGGCCCAUUUGGCACAUAAGACAGAGCUCAAAGACCAGAGAGUUCUUUCUGUGUUUGAUAUGCCACAGCAACAACAGCAGCAGCAGCAGCAGCAGCAGCAUCCAUCCCAGAAUGACUGUCGCUACGACCGCAGCUUGGAAUACUAUGAACGCCCUCAGAACCCUGCUACUGAUCCUGCAGCGUAUGAGCCAAACAUGACUGUGUAUCAAGCUAUGCGCACUUUAAAUUUGAAUUACUACUAUCCUACUUCCUAAAGAUUUUUGAAAGCCAAAGGGAAGUAUGCCUCCUCAGAAACAGUUGAUAAGACUGAGAAUGAGAUAUUGUUUUUUAUAACUAUGUAGAAAUUGUGGUAAACACUGCUGGAUUCAGGUUAUUUUUAGCAUUUUUUGCUCAGGGAUAGACUUUUGUUACUCACUGUUCAAGUAAACCUAAUGUGCUAUAAAUAGAUCAACUUUAUCAGCUCAAAUUUGUGAAAUGUCGAACAUUGUGUAUAUAUAUAUGUAAUAGGCCUAGGUACCUUUUACAUAACAAGUCAUUUUUCUACAUGUAUCAAGUUUUGUGUUUAAUGCCAGAAUACUCUAUUGACAGUCCAGGGAACUGUUUUCAGUUACCAUUAUGACAUUCUUCAUAUCAGUGAUAUACACGUGCUUGGGCAUAUUUUUGAGAGUGAAAAGGAGAGAGAGAGAGAGAGACUCGGAGUGUGCUUGUAGAGCUCCAAUUGUGCAAUUUGUGUAUUCCUGGUUCUUCCUUUGUUUUGUCAGGCAACAAAGACUCUUGAACUAAAAAGUUUGGCACGGAUGAAUAUGGUAAAGUACCGUAAAGUCAAGGAUGCAUAUCAUCGACAGGAUGUUGAAAUAUACUAGGCCGAGAAAGCAUAAUAUUUUACAGGAGAGAGGAAAAAACUGUUUUAUUCUUUUAACAAUUGU